Ziziphus jujuba (common jujube) is the source of this 926-nucleotide messenger RNA. RefSeq lists its product as uncharacterized. Gene Ontology annotation, cellular component: cytoplasm; endoplasmic reticulum membrane. The record is from RefSeq and is a predicted model, not a curated record. Gene Ontology annotation, biological process: endoplasmic reticulum calcium ion homeostasis. The coding region runs from base 93 to 665 and encodes 190 amino acids. NCBI's taxonomy places the organism in Eukaryota, Viridiplantae, Streptophyta, Magnoliopsida, Rosales, Rhamnaceae. Gene Ontology annotation, molecular function: calcium channel activity. The transcript has a single exon.
GAAGAAGACUGAGGCCGACAAAGUAAAUAAGAUCAAAACCAACACCAACUUUCUCGCAGUUUCUCUGGAAUUUUCCUUUGGAUUUUCUAUCCAUGGCGAUGCCCCAAAUGUUGUCAGCGUUCAAGUACUCAGAUAGUCUGAGAGUGGUGGGCAUCUCAAUAUGCACGGCGAUAGUUUGCGAGGCGAUCUCAUGGCUUCUAAUCUACCGCACAAACUCAUACAAGUCCCUCCGAUCGUCCAUCGACAAGGCAGCCAAGAAGCUCGAGACCAUGAAGACCGACACCGCCAAGAUCACCAAGAAAUCCAAAACCAAGAAGAUCGACCGCGUCGAGACCAGCCUCAAGGAAUCCAGCCGCGACCUAUCGCUCUUCAAGUUCAAGUCGGGCGCUGUGGUGGCUCUUGUGCUUUUCGUCGUCUUCGGUUUGCUUAACUCUCUCUUUGAAGGCAAGGUGGUUGCGAAAUUGCCCUUUAAACCCUUUGGGUUGUUGAUGAAGAUGAGCCACAGAGGGUUGCAAGGGGACGAUUCGACUGAUUGUUCCAUGGCGUUUUUGUACUUCCUCUGCUCCAUUAGUAUUCGGACCAAUUUGCAGAAGUUUUUGGGAUUCUCGCCGCCCAGAGGUGCUAGUGCAGGGUUGUUCCCUAUGCCUGAUCCCAAGACGAAUUGAUCCGGUUCACGCACUUCCCCUUUGUUCUAUUUUAGGCUUUUUAUUUUUAUUUUUUUAUUUUUAGAAUUUCAAUUAUGAAUAUUAGUUUUCAGACCAUAAGAGGAACUGGGUUUGUUCUAAUUUUGAGAUUUUAUGAGUUUAUAAUUGUUUUUUUAAAUUCUGGAUGGAGAAGUAGGCCGACUUUGAUUUGAUAUGGAAUCCGUGGAUAAAACUAAUCAUUGGCUUUCCAAAAAUGGGAAGAAUUUGACAAUUUUCGAGUCA